Marchantia polymorpha subsp. ruderalis is the source of this 1609-nucleotide messenger RNA. Lineage: Eukaryota; Viridiplantae; Streptophyta; Marchantiopsida; Marchantiales; Marchantiaceae. The record is from the annotation of a GenBank genome assembly.
UUCAUUCCAGUCAAAUGAUUCCUCGUUAUGCAUCUAUAAAAGACGGACCACGAAUCAGGUCUCCAAGGUGAAUCGAGGUCUCGGAAUUCGGGUUCUUAUAUCAGUCUGUCAUCUUUGCUCAAUCACUCGGUUUCCCUUCGGCAGAUUCUCGUGCAGGAGGAUCUGGCACCAUGGCGAGACUAACUACGGAGAACAUGCAGGGCAUUCCCCAGCCCUACACUCCUUUCAAGCUAAUGAAUGCAGAGUUCGCAAGGUUUCUUUCAGUGUCGACUGAGAACACGGCAAAUCCAGUCGCGGAAGACAAUGACAUCAACACCCUUCCCAUCUACUGGUACCUCAUAUCGUCUGUGAAGAGAGAGGGGUUCUACAACAUUGUCAGCUUGAAAAAUGGUCUAGCUCUAACAGGACACAACUCUUCGUCGGGCGAGCGUGAAGUGUUCAUGCAACCCCUGGAGGAGUUCAGUGAGAAACAACUCUGGACUAUGGUUCCCACGAAGAUAUUCGCAGAUGGGUUCUACCGUGUCCAGAAUUACAGCACGAAAGUGGACCUCCAGACUGUCGCGGCGGGAGACGGAAACAAGGUCACCACCAUUGACACGGGUGACAAAGUCGAAACAUUCAGCUUGCAAUGGAUAUUCAGCUUCGCUGAGGGCAUCAGGCAGGGAAUUCCCCCUCCUUCCAUGCCCUUCAGGAUCAUGAACUAUCAGCAUUUGCGAUUUGUGUACGGCGAAGAAAAAGUUCUUUUCCUGAGAGACAAGAUCAAUACCUUGCGGGAGCAGCAGUUCCGGCUAGUGGUACCCAGGUUGAAGGAAUGGCGCGAAUCCUACCUUAUCGAGAGUCUGAACAUGAACUUGUUUGUGACUGAUGAUGGUGUUUCCAAGGCUGAAAUUGCAGGCGUGCAAUUGGCCGAGAAGGAUGAGAAAGAUCUGAACCAGUACUGGAUCAUUGUUCCUUCCAAGAAGUUCGAUGGCGGCUUCAGACUCCGCAAUGCUAAAACCAAAGGCUAUCUCAUCAACGGCCCCACGCAUGCCGGCAACCAGCUGAGCAGCAUGUCCAGCAUUGAUGAAUGGCCCGAUCAGGUCUGGACGAUCUCUCUGGUUAUCCCUGCUCUCGAGCAUCACAUCCAUGAGUGAGUGGACGUUUUGAGCUUCUCCAGGCGUGGCAGCUGUGAUUCCCGUUCAUGGAGAAUGUCCCGUGGCAAUCCUUACUCUAUUUCAGAGCAAAUAACACGAGUGAUCUUAAAGCAGUGCACGGUUUUAGACAUUCUCGGCUCUGAACCGAAUGAGGACGUGCAUAGUUUCAAUAAACCGAGGCUGCGAAGCCUUGACCUCGCUUGUACAUUACGAAUUCCCGUAUCUAUUUUGGGCUCCGUAUUUACGCUUUCGCAAUGUUUGGAAUGGUUUCUGAUUUGAGAAAGGCCUUCGCUACUCUCUGCCAGUGCUUGUUCACUUCUGCGCUCUCUAGCACUCACAGGAAGCCUACUGAAUUCGAAUCCUCUAGGAAUGUAAGUGUCAUGCUCAGGAAACUUGAGUAUGUGAUGAAUCAACUUCAGUUUCCGACGUGAUAGUGAGCUUCUCUUUAUUUUUAAGUCUGUAGAAUCUCAAUACGG